GGAAUGGACAUUCAAGCUUUUGAUUGCUGUCGGAAUGUUCUAUACAAGCUGCCAACAACAAAGGGUUUAUGCUGGAUGUUCUACGAUCGGUUACUCACACAGAAUUCAUCGUCACCACUGCAUCAGUUCGCCAUAACAUUCCAGAUGACGCGAAACUCUUGGUAUUCCGAGCAAACGAUGCCAGUCCAUCCAGGAGUUGACGUCUAUUUGAAGAAAAACGCUGAUGACAUUGUCGACUUGAUAGGACAACUCGAAAAUCCCCUACGAUUAUUGGAUAAGAGAGGAAUGCGCGUAAGGAUGCACAAGGAGGAACGAGCUGAUCUACGUCGGUCAUCGUGUGGCCAAACACUUGGUGAUGCCGUUUCCGUUGAUAAUCACAACUAUGCGAACAAUAGAACGAAUCUGCUUAUGUGUGUGAUAAUGGUUUCCAUACAAUACUGCAACUGUCAUCCCCUAAUUGCUGAAAUGAUACCAUACGAUAGAAUGAAUUACAGGCAUUUUUCAUACCGUGUCAACACAACACAAGUAUGUACAAUCGAUCAAUAUGAAAGCUGUGCAAGACGGUAUAUCGAUUUGACGCGGCCGUCUGCAUGGACCGAAGACAUACCGGCUUACAUUUUAGGAUCAGCUGAGCUAAAGCAGUGUCGGAGGCACAUUCAACCAGAUUUCGUUGCUCGAUUGGUAUUGGAGUACACUACGACUCGUGUCACUGAGGUGUUAGUAACAAAAGAUCCUAAUCUGUACGAAUUACUCAGUCAUAUUGGCUACAACUUAGCCACGUGGUUUGCCAUUGGCCACAUGAUCUGGAGCGUGUACCGAUUGAUUCGCGACACUGUUUGCUGUUCGAAUAAGGUCGCUCCCGAAUCGCCAAAAAGAGUGAUUUCGAUAUCAGAGCCACUAGAAGCUCAGGUAGUCGUCGAGACUAAGGAAAGCCCAAGCGAUGCCGAUGCCAGCUAA
This is a messenger RNA of Haemonchus placei, 957 nucleotides long. The record is from the annotation of a GenBank genome assembly. NCBI's taxonomy places the organism in Eukaryota, Metazoa, Nematoda, Chromadorea, Rhabditida, Trichostrongylidae.